Molecule: messenger RNA, 1274 nt
Organism: Salmo salar (Atlantic salmon)
Lineage: Eukaryota; Metazoa; Chordata; Actinopteri; Salmoniformes; Salmonidae
Gene: eif3j
Product: Eukaryotic translation initiation factor 3 subunit J
Cellular component (GO): cytoplasm; eukaryotic translation initiation factor 3 complex
Molecular function (GO): translation initiation factor activity
Source: RefSeq, marked provisional
AGUUCAGAGUUCUGUCAAACCCGCUCACACACACAGCCAAGAUGGCGGAUGCCGACGAUUGGGACGCUGACAACUUCGAGCUGGACGUCGCGCCGAUCAAAAAGGCGGUAGUGCUGGACAAAUGGGAAGGCGAAGACGAAGAUGAAGAUGUGAAGGAUAACUGGGAUGAUGAAGAGGAAGAGAAGAAAGCAGAGGCAAAGAAAUCAGAGGCCAAAGUGUCUGAGAAGAAAAAACUGGCUGAAAAAAUAAAGGAGAAAGAAAACCGGCUAAGGAAAAAGCAACAAGAGCUGAAAAAGAAUUUGGAUGAAGAGGAAGAGCUUACACCUGAACAACAGCUAGCAGAAAAGUUGAAAGUCCAGAAGAUGCAGGAGGAAGCAGACUUGGAGCUGGCAAAAGAGGCGUUUGGAAUUUCAGGGGGUAGUACCACAAACAAUGUUUCUGGAAUUGAAGCCAUGUGCCCGUCUUCUAAAGAGGACUUCACAGAGUUUGAAAAGCUCCUGAAAGUGAAGAUAUUACAGUAUGAAAAAUCUGUGCAUUAUUCAAGCUUCUUGGAGUCGUUGUUUCGAGAGCUUUGUAUUUCAUUGGAAGUUGACGACUUAAAGAAAAUCAGCUCUUCCCUGACAGUUCUACUUAAUGAAAAACAGAAGCAAGAAAAGGCAAUCAAAGGCAAAAAGAAGAAGAAAGGAGUUGUACUUGGUGGCGGUAUGAAAGCCAAGGGGAAAGAUGACCUUGCAGACUAUGGAGAAUUCGAUGGUGGCUACACCCAAGACUAUGAUGACUUCAUGUGACGACGGCUAUAUCCCCACUGCCCUUUCACCCUUUAACCCUCAGAAAUGCAGCUGUACUUCUCAUGCUAUCCAGUGUCAUCCUGGAAAAACCUGAACAAUGUGUCGCCCUUUCAUUUUGCUUCAAUGAUCCGAGGGACUAUACAGGGAGCAUCCAGUACCAACACUUCUGUUAUUACAUAAUGAAAUGGCCUUUUCUCUCAUUCAGCCUCCAAACUUCAUAAAGAUACAAAACACAGUGAAAAAUACUUUACAAGCUGUAUGUGAUUUGUAGAGCACGUUUUUGAUUUAGAGAAAUGAUAUGCUCAUGUCAAAUUCCAGUUGCUACUGCAGUGACAUCUAAAUAAAAUUAGAUUCUAUGCAAAUAAUUUCACCCAGAAUGUCUAUAAAUAUAGGUAUUUCACUUUACCUGUCGAUGGGUUUCUUACAGGAAAGUAUGUAGUAUCUAUAACGUUGGUUGCCAAAUACACAUGUUAUCUUUAUCCAUCG